Messenger RNA from Sphenostylis stenocarpa, 1476 nucleotides. NCBI's taxonomy places the organism in Eukaryota, Viridiplantae, Streptophyta, Magnoliopsida, Fabales, Fabaceae. The record is from the annotation of a GenBank genome assembly.
AUGGAGCCAAAGUGCACCAUCAACUGUCGCCGCCCGGAGUUCGUUCCGACCCCUCUGCCGGAGAGUCCUCGAGUGCCAAUGGAGUUUCUGUCACGCUCAUGGAGUGCCUCAGCUCUUGAGGUCUCCAAAGCUCUCUCACAUCACCACCCUUCUCUCUCCUCUUCUUGCAUGCCUAAUUCAAACAACACUAACAACACUUCCAUUCCUGAAGAAACUGUUCCCAACAACAGCAACAACCACAACUUUCUCUCCGAAGAUUUCUCCGCCAUGUCUAAGAAUCAGUUCUCUUUUGCUUCCUCUGCCACCUCUCAGCUUGUCCUUGAACGCAUUAUGUCACAGUCCGCAAGAGAGGAAGUGUCUCCGUUAACGUCGGGUAGAUUAUCUCACAGCAGUGAGCCUUUGAAUGGUGGUGGUUCCUUAACCGGUACAGAUAGCCCUCCGAUUUCGCCUUCAGAAGAGUAUGAUGACGUUGUUAAGUUUUUUCGGGCAAAUAACUCCAUUCACCCGUUAUUCAAUGGUGGACGAGCCAGUGCAACUAUUGGCAAUGGCACAGCAUGCUCAGGACCUAAAACUGUUGGAAGAUGGUUGAAGGACCGAAGAGAAAAGAAGAAAGAAGAAAACAGAACCCAUACUGCUCAGCUGCAUGCCACUAUUUCAGUGGCUGCAGUGGCUGCUGCCGUUGCAGCUAUUGCGGCUGCAACAGCAGGAUCGUCUGCUCCCAGCAAGGAUGAGAAGAUGGCAAAGACUGACAUGGCUGUUGCUUCUGCAGCCACAUUAGUUGCUGCACAGUGUGUAGAGGCUGCAGAGGCUAUGGGGGCCGAGCGUGACCACCUAGCUUCUGUGGUCAGCUCUGCUGUGAAUGUCCGUUCUCAUGAUGAUAUCACUACUCUUACAGCUGCAGCUGCCACAGCUCUACGAGGAGCAGCAACCUUGAAAGCAAGAGCUUUGAAGGAGGUAUGGAAUAUAGCCACAGUGACACCACUAGAGCGAGGCAUCGGGGGAAUUGGACUAUGUGGUAAAAGUAUUAACAGCAAUACUAGCAACACCAGCACUAGUGAUAGUGGGGAAGUUUUCAAUGGAGAAAAUUUUCUAGGUGCCUGCAGCCAAGAGCUCAUUGCAAAGGGCAGUGAAUUACUGAAGCGCACCCGUAAAGGUGAUCUUCACUGGAAAAUAGUGUCUGUCUAUAUACAUCGUACAGGCCAGGUAAUGCUGAAAAUGAAGAGCAGACAUGUGGCAGGAACCAUUACCAAAAAGAAAAAGAAUGUUGUGCUAGAUAUAUGCACGGAUUUACCAGCAUGGCCAGGGAGACAUCUGUUUGAUGAUGGUGAAAAGCGACGGUACUUUGGAUUGAAGACUGACCAAAGGGGGAUUGUGGAGUUUGAGUGUCGAAAUCAAAGAGAAUAUGACAUCUGGACACAAGGGGUUUCGAGGCUACUCUCCAUUGUAGCACAAAGACAAAAUAGAUAUGGGAAUUGA